Molecule: messenger RNA, 1997 nt
Organism: Calidris pugnax (ruff)
Lineage: Eukaryota; Metazoa; Chordata; Aves; Charadriiformes; Scolopacidae
Gene: NTPCR
Product: nucleoside-triphosphatase, cancer-related
Exons: 5
Coding region: 187-768 (193 amino acids)
Molecular function (GO): ATP hydrolysis activity
Source: RefSeq, a predicted model, not a curated record
GGCCCGUCCCUCAGCGGCCGCCGCCCGAGCCCUCUGGCCGGAGGGGCGGGAAGACCCCGGCCCGUCGCCAGACACCGCCUGCCCGGGGCGGCUUUAGAGUCAUCCCCGCACAGGGGUUGCCACGGGAGAGGCCGGGCUCCCCUCAGCUGCCACCGCCCGACAGGCUUUCGGGACCGGCCAAUUCCAAUGGCGCGUCGGCCGCUGCGAUGCGAGGCCGCGAGAGCCGCCAUGUCAGGGGUUGGAAAGACUACUUUAAUCCAGAAAGCCACUCAAGCUCUAAAAUCCUCAGGCAUUCCCAUUGAUGGAUUUUACACAGAGGAAGUCAGAGAAGGUGGCAGGAGAACAGGAUUUGAUGUUGUCACUUUGUCUGGAAAACGAGGACCUUUAUCUAGAGUCAGUUCUGAUUCUUCAAGACGUGAAUAUCGUGUUGGACAGUAUGCUGUAGACCUUGUUUCAUUUGAACAGUUGGUUCUACCUAUGCUGAGAAACGUAAACCAUGGCAGUGAUGCAGAGAAAAAAAUUUGCGUCAUAGAUGAGAUUGGUAAAAUGGAGCUCUUCAGCCAGGCUUUUAUUCAAGCUGUUCGGCAGACGCUGGCUGGCUCAGGGACCGUGGUACUUGGAACUAUUCCUAUACCUAAGGGAAAGCCACUGGAUCUUGUUGAAGAAAUAAGAAGUAGGAAAGAUGUUAAAGUGUUCAAUGUGAGUAAGGAAAACAGAAACAGCAUUUUGCAAGACAUCUUGGCAGCGGUGGAAUCUUGCAGAAAGUGAAGACUUUUUCUUGCCUGUAAACACUAAAGCUUUUAUUUUAACAAAACAUUACAACAUUUUGCGGAUGUUUUUGACUCUUUCCUUCCUGCUUUAGCCCCUGGAGGUUUUCCUGCAGCCUUCAGGGUAAGCAAGGUAAAGCUGGUAAUACUCUAACGUGAAAAUAGGAGAGCAGGAUUCUUGUAUAUUCAGUUCAGAUCUAUUAAAAAAAAUUGAACAGAUACAUAGUUACCAUCCAGUUCUAAUGUGGGUAUUGGAAAGUUAGGUAGUCUACCCUGAUCCUAUUUGCACCGUAUAAAAGCAAUUAACUGUCAAAUCUGUUUGAGAUCUUAGUCUUUCAGAGUGUGGUGUGGCCUGUUCUGCCCAGAAAGCAGUGCAGUAUCUGGCACUUCGCCCUGGUGUGACAGAGCAGAGCCCUGCACAGAAUGUCUCUGGGCUCUGCCUGGUUUACGUAGAAGUAUCUUUGCAGUGGGUGACCCAGCGAAGGUGUGCCCAGGUGUGUCUCAGCGUGGGGGCUAACGGCUCACGAGGUAGAAGGAAUAAGCAGAUGCUCUCUCCCUACCCCCAGACACCCCUCUCCCCAGUUGCAGUAUAAGAAUUUAUCUAGAAUUUCAAGGAAAUUUCCUGUAGUCCCAAGUGACACAUGCAGAAUUCCGCUUCAGGAAGAAAAAUAACCAACUGUAACCUCUCCUAAGUGGCCCAGACACUAGUUGAUAAGAGGGCUGCAUUUUGAGUUUAUUUUCAAGUUUCUGAUGGCAAUCCUGCCUUGCACCCCCUUAAAAAAAAUAUAUUCAUAUAAAAUCUUCAAGUCCAUGAAGCUCAGUCAAAUCUUGACUUGUGUUUUUCAUGCAGAGUUUAUUAAGUCAGAAUUGACUUAAUACUGCAUUUGUCUAUCUGGGUUUUACAAUCUGUUAUGUUUAGUGGUAUUUUUUGUUUGGUCGGGUUUUUUUCUGUACAUGGUUGAUGGUGAAAUAAGAAGUGUUUGAGAGUGUUAGACAAUGUGUUUCCCUAUGAGGUGGGCAAAUGUGUUCAGGAAAAGUGCUACCACUUAAUCAGUUUUGCAUGUUGUGAGAACAGAAUUCCCUCCCAGGUGCACACUCGUUCCUUGUGUGAUUUAUAGUCAUCUCUGGCUGUAAAAAGUUGUUAAGAAUUCAGUCAUUUCUUAUGUAUUUUUUUUCUGUUCGGUUCAACAACUGUUAAAAUGAGCAAACUAAAAGCAUUUUCAAAUAUCA